GGAAGUGGAGCUGCCGCCACCGCCGCCGAUUCCGGAGCCGGGGUAGCUGCCGCGCCGCCACUGCAGCCGCUGCCGCCCUCGCCGCUGCUGCCUGAGGAGUGGGCCUGGGAAGGAAGCGGUCACCGCGCUUAGAGCACCGCUCGCAGACGUCUUUGUCCCCUGCAGACCUCCCACGGGAAUGACCAUGGAUAAAAGUGAGCUGGUACAGAAAGCCAAACUCGCCGAGCAGGCUGAGCGCUAUGAUGACAUGGCCGCGGCCAUGAAGGCAGUCACGGAACAGGGGCACGAACUCUCCAAUGAGGAGAGAAACCUGCUCUCUGUUGCCUACAAGAACGUGGUGGGUGCCCGCCGUUCUUCCUGGCGUGUCAUCUCCAGCAUCGAACAGAAAACAGAGAGGAACGAGAAGAAGCAGCAGAUGGGCAAAGAGUACCGGGAGAAGAUAGAGGCAGAGCUGCAGGACAUCUGCAACGAUGUUCUGGAGCUGUUGGACAAAUAUCUUAUUCCCAAUGCCACACAACCAGAAAGUAAGGUGUUCUACUUGAAAAUGAAGGGAGAUUAUUUUAGAUAUCUUUCUGAGGUGGCAUCUGGAGACAAUAAGCAAACCACUGUGUCAAACUCUCAGCAGGCUUACCAGGAAGCAUUUGAAAUUAGUAAGAAAGAAAUGCAGCCUACACACCCAAUUCGACUUGGCCUGGCACUGAAUUUCUCAGUGUUUUACUAUGAGAUUCUCAACUCUCCUGAAAAGGCUUGCAGCCUGGCGAAAACGGCGUUUGAUGAAGCAAUUGCUGAAUUGGAUACACUGAAUGAAGAGUCGUACAAAGACAGCACGUUGAUCAUGCAGUUGCUUAGGGACAAUCUCACUCUGUGGACGUCGGAAAACCAGGGAGAUGAAGGAGAUGCUGGGGAGGGAGAGAAUUAAUGUCUGUCAUGCGUCGUGAUCUGUUCGAUGUCACUCUGUACCCUCCAUAUAUAUCCCUUUGUGCGAUAAAAAGAAAAGAAAAAAAAGAAUCGUACAUCGACUUUUCGAUUUUUCACAACCUCAGCCUAGCAAAAAUGGUCCAUGGGAUAAACAGCUGGUAUUUGUAUCUCAAACUCAGAUGGUCACAUAAAUGCCACGGCAUUCUGAAGUUUCGAUUUUUAACAUUGACAGGAUUACUGUGUGUUUAAUUUGUUUUGAAACUGAACACUGUGAUUAUGGGGUUUUGUAAAAAAGCAGCACUCUUACUAGGAAAACAAAAAUAGACCUAAAUUAUCUGUAACUUUUGGGAAGUUUAAUCUGAUAUCAGAACAGUCAGUGAAAUACAGCUCCAUUGUAAAGUUGUACAGAAAGGUAUAGAUAUUAUAUUGUGAUGCUGGAACUUGGAGUGAGACACAGCUAUCCUUUCACAUUCGAGUUUGAUGGCGAUUCACAGUAAUUCUGCCUCUUGUUCUUAUAGACACUUGACCAAUUUGGGCUAUUGCCACUCAAAAGUUUAUGACCGUAGAUGUCCAGUGUCUUCCUCUGAGGAAACGCAAAGCUUAAAAUGGAAAUUUUUUGUGGCAGAUAACUGGGUUAUGACACCAUGAGAAGGUCCAGUGCUCAAAGUAACACACAUGACUAAAACCCCUGUCCUACAACAGUGUCACUGAUUUGCGACUUGUGCUUCAGUCGUGGAAUCUAUUUUCCUUGUAACCAUGAGCUAAAGAAGAAUGAAAGCCGUGUAUCUUAUGAAUGGCCUUAUCUGUCUCCUGGGUAUACCUUUAAGAAUAAUGUUCUGCAGAGAUUACCUUUCACAUGAGUAGUACUCAGUCUUUGGGUUUUUCCUUGCUCGGGGCUUUAAAUUUUGAAAUCUAAACAUUCCUUGCCACUGUCUUUUUGACUUUGACUUUCUUUUUCUCUUCCCUCUUUAAAUUUCUGUCCUGCUGCUUUGCCUUUUUUUUUUUCUUUUUGAAGUCUGCUUGUCUUUUGUUCACGGUUUAAUACUGUAUGGGCAGGGAUAGGGGGCCUGGAGGGGGUGAGAAAUGAAAUGGGCGAGCACUUGGGUGAGCAGGCCUUGUUUCAAAAAGCUGCGAAGAGCUUCCAGCACCAUAGCUCUGUCUUCCUGUUCUCAGCGCAGUUGCUGCUCUUAAGUCACACCAAGAUCUGAAUUGAAAAAAAUAUUUUUAAGUAUCCACGACUUCUUCCUGUAUUUACAGCCAGCCCUGAUAAUGCUUGUUAGUACCUGUCACCAGAUCUCCCAACUGUACUCAUCCAGCCAAGUUCACAGACAUGUUUCAACAAGACCCUAUAAUGCAGGGAAGUUGCAUGAACACUUGCAGUGGGGAGAAUCCAGAAUACCCGGGCCUACCAGUCUCACAGUAUCCCCCCGCCCGUCUUCAACAUUCCACACAGCUGUAGUGUCCAUCUGUUUGUCCAUCUGCUGAAAUGAGAAAAGAGACAUUCAUGCACUGAUGAAAACAAACCAAAAAAAGAAAAAAAAAUCCCCUCUUUCUAGCUGAACAAAAAUGUGCAGUUAAAUACUUGGCGCUUGAAAAUGCAGUAGUGAAUGUGGAACGAGCCUGUCUGUAUAUCUGGUAGCUCUUUCUUGCUUUGUUCUUCCUUACCAGUAUUCUGCCUCACGUUUGCUUCCGUGACGGUAAUAUUGCCUAGCAAGCACACCCGUGGUUGUGAAAAUAGUAUAGAGCAAAAAAGAAAAAACCCCGGUUAUUGAUGUACUAGAUUUGUGUAUGUCUUUUAAACAGUUCUAGUUUCCACCUUACACGGAAUAAUCAGGAAACGUGUAAAAAUUCAAAAGUGAAAUAAAAAAUUUUAUCAGUUA
Molecule: messenger RNA, 2798 nt
Organism: Pteronotus mesoamericanus
Lineage: Eukaryota; Metazoa; Chordata; Mammalia; Chiroptera; Mormoopidae
Gene: YWHAB
Product: tyrosine 3-monooxygenase/tryptophan 5-monooxygenase activation protein beta
Exons: 6
Coding region: 179-919 (246 amino acids)
Biological process (GO): signal transduction; intracellular protein localization
Cellular component (GO): cytoplasm
Source: RefSeq, a predicted model, not a curated record